AUGGCAAAAUCAAGUGGAGGAUCUGAUUAUGAUUUAAUUUUUAAAUUAGUUCUUAUAGGUGAUAGCUCUGUUGGAAAGAGUAAUCUUUUAUUACGUUUCACUCGUAAUGAAUUUCGUCUUGAUACUCAAUCAACAAUAGGAGUUGAAUUUGCUUAUAAACAACUUAUAAUUGAUGGAAAAAAAAUAAAAACUCAAGUUUGGGAUACAGCAGGUCAAGAACGUUUUAAAACUGUUAUACCACAAUUUUAUCGUGGUAGUGAAGGUGCUUUAGCUGUAUUUGAUUUAACUAAACCUGAAUCAUUUGAUCAUAUUACAGUUUGGAUUGAAGAAUUACAUCGACAUACACCACCUGACUUACCAAUUGUGCUUGUUGGAAAUAAAUCUGAUUUAGUUGAUCAACGUAAAGUAUCACGUCAACAGGCAACAGCUCUUGCUGAACAACUUAAUAUAUCAUAUAUGGAAACAUCAGCACUUAAUGCAUCUAAUGUUGAACAAGCAUUUAUUACAGUUGUUACAGGUAUUUUUUAUAAGAAAAUACCUAAAUCAGUCGAUAAUUCAUCGUCAUCAUCAGCAAUGACAUCAAUAGGACACGGGCCAACAUCAAGUAUUCCUGUGUCAUCUGAUGCACAAGUUGUAAUUUCACCGAAUCAAAAAUCAUUUCGUCUAAAAGAUAAUCAAAAACCAACAGUUUCAAAUAGCGGUGGAUGUUGUAAAAAUUCUUGA
Messenger RNA from Rotaria sordida, 723 nucleotides. Lineage: Eukaryota; Metazoa; Rotifera; Eurotatoria; Philodinida; Philodinidae. The record is from the annotation of a GenBank genome assembly.